Molecule: messenger RNA, 798 nt
Organism: Suillus bovinus
Lineage: Eukaryota; Fungi; Basidiomycota; Agaricomycetes; Boletales; Suillaceae
Product: UbiA prenyltransferase family
Exons: 3
Coding region: 1-798 (265 amino acids)
Cellular component (GO): membrane
Molecular function (GO): transferase activity, transferring alkyl or aryl (other than methyl) groups
Source: RefSeq, a predicted model, not a curated record
AUGCUUUACCUUCAAAUUUUGUAUUCAUUCACCAGCGACGACAUCACGACCACCAUCAUUCCCAUUUCUCUGUUCGCAGUCGUGGCUGGGCCACUCUGCAAUUUUCAACGUUUUUUUCAUCUCGUUUUCUGGAUAUGGCUCCAUCUACUCCACUUUAAUGUCGCCAAUCAAGUAAUCGACCCUCAGGAAGACGGGAAGAACAAGUCUUCCCGUCCGUUACCUGCUGGGCUAAUAAGUCUGGAGCAUGCCAUUCGCCUACGUUGGGCUCUUAUUCCCAUAUGUCUCCUCACUUCCGCAUGCUACAGCUUCCAAGUCUUUGCCUUAAGCUUUGUCUUGACGCUGUUUAUAAUUUUCUAUAACGAGCUCAAAGCCCACGAGCAUUGGAUAUCGAAGAAUUUUAUAACGGCAGUGGGUUACGCUUGCUUUGAAAUUGGUUCCACUCUUAUCGCAGGCAAAGAUAUGUCGCGAUUAGAACCGACCGCAAUUUCAGCCAUUAUCCUAAGCCUUGCUGUCUUCACCAGCACAUUGCACGCUCAGGAUUUCAAAGACGUAGAAGGGGACCGUCUUAUAGGCAGACGAACGUUACCGAUAGCAUUCCCCAAUAUAGCGCGGGCAACUAUGCUGGUCGCCCUUCCUCUCUGGUCCAUCUGCCUGUCUUGUGUUUGGGGAGUGAACACACUCUGCACGCUUGCAUUCACAGGAUAUGCAGCGAUGGUGGGGCUCAGAUUCAUGACCUGCAACACAUCCCAAGCGGCCCGAAUGUCUUGUAAAUUGUAUAGUGUAAGUGACGUCGUCUGA